ACGAUAUGAUAAACAUGCGCUCCUUCGGCUUCUGUGAGCGAUUCGCAGCUGGAUAAUGUAUAGCACUGUGGGUACGUACGGAGGACUAGUAAGAUUGUCUUACCGCCUUGUCGGGCAUUCUCGGUCAUUUUCAUUGCAGAAUUUCUUCUCAGUCAAGCCUUGAUCGCCGCUCUCUAGAUGAUCUGGUAAUAUCAGCAGAUUUUUGGAAGCCGUCUGACACAAUGGCGUUGAGGAACGGGGGUAUUUUGCCGUGUUUUACAACCCGCGUUGUCGCGAUCGUCGUCGUUUUCCUGUGCAGACAUUCCGUGGUCGAAUGUCAAAUCGGCAGCAUGUCAUACGGUCGUUGCGAGCCCAUCACCAUUCCGUUGUGCCAGGAUGUCCCUUACAACGAGACGAUCAUGCCGAAUUUACUGAACCACCAGCGACAGGAUGAAGCCGGUUUGGAGGUCCACCAGUUUUACCCGCUUGUCAAGGUACAGUGCUCCGUGGAUCUCAAGUAUUUUUUGUGCUCUAUGUACGCACCCUUCUGUGCUAGGAUCCCCGAUCAUCCUGCUCUCCAACCCUGUAAAUCGCUCUGCCUCAGCGCCCGUAGCGGCUGCGAGGAACUCAUGAACAAAUUUGGUUUUUCCUGGCCUGCAAGCCUAGACUGUGAACAGUUCCCCGAAACUGGUCUGUGUUUUGAUCGCAAUCGAACAACGGACAAAUACACCAUACCGCCCACGACACCACCUAAUGUGACAAAAAUUCCCCCUACCACGUCAAUCGUCAAGAACGUUCCCUUCUCUUGUCCGAAGGAGCUCAUGGUAGAUCCGGAUUGGGAGUAUGAAUUCAUGGGUGCCAAGAACUGCGGAGCCCCUUGCCACAUGUACUUCAACAAUACUAGUGAGCAAAGAUUUGCCCGCAUUUGGAUUGGGUCCUGGGCAUUCCUUUGUGCAUUUUCAUCUCUUUUUACCGUCUUGACAUUCCUCAUUGACCGGACCCGAUUUAAGUACCCAGAACGUCCAAUCAUCUUCCUCUCUGGAUGCUACUUCAUCAUCUCUGUUGUCUACAUCAGUGGGUUUUUCCUGUCGGACAAGGUGGCCUGCAACAAACCCACUGCACCAGGAAGACUCUGGACCAUGACGCACGGAGCCAAGCGAGAGGGAUGCACCAUUCUUUUUAUGUUACUCUACUACUUCCGCAUGGCAUCAUCACUUUGGUGGGUCAUCCUCAGCUUGACGUGGUUCUUGGCCGCUGGGAUGAAAUGGGGCCACGAGGCCAUCGAGCGCAACUCGCAGUAUUUCCACUUUGCUGCCUGGUCCAUACCUGCCAUCAAGACCAUCGUCAUCCUUGCAGUCGGGGAAAUCGACGGUGAUCCUUUGGCUGGUGUCUGCUACACGGGCGUCUCCAACAUCAACGCUUUGCGGGGAUUUGUCCUUGCCCCGCUCUUUGUCUACUUGAUCAUCGGCUCCAUAUUUCUGCUCACUGGAUUUAUCGCGCUGUUCCGCAUCAGAACUUUCAUGAAGCAGGAUGGGAACAAGACGGACAAACUCGAGAAGCUGAUGAUGCGCAUUGGGUUAUUUUCCGUGUUGUAUACACUCCCGGCCUCUGUCGUCAUCGGAUGUUAUUUCUAUGAGCAGUCCAACCACGCCCGGUGGCAGGUCCAGUGGGUAAAGCAAAACUGUGCAAUGUACAGCUUCUCUUGCUCGUUCCAAAUGGCCGAACACAUGUACAUCACAGACCUACCUUAUCCAGACUUUCUAGUCUACAUGAUCAAAUAUCUCAUGCUGUUGGUGGUCGGAAUCACCAGCGGCGUUUGGAUUUGGUCUGGCAAAACUGUUCGGUCAUGGUCAGUAUUUUACAGCAGGAUUUGUUCAAUAUUUCAGCCCAAGCAACUGCCAACAAACGUAUGAUGUGAACUGUUAUUGCAAUUGCUUUUGAAACAGACUUUGAGCCCUGGGAUAAACCGUGUGUCAUUAACAGCAUAGUGUAGUCGAUAAAGCCAAGCUUUUUGUCAUCGACCAACCUGCAGACAGCGUGUCGGUGUUGAAAUCGUUUUCAAUGGACAGGUUGUCAUGACGUUUUGGGUCAGAACUGUGCGUAUAAACUUAACUUGACUGCAUGUAGGUGUGACAUUGUGACAGUGAGCUUGCGUGAAAACUUUAGUGUUGUAUAGCGUCCUGGACAACAAAGGCACCCACCACCGGUCCUGGACAAAAUACCAGGUGGGUGGAAAUUUUGUAAAUAUGCUGUAAUUUGUGAACAGAAAUGUCAAUGUAUAAAUGCUUCAUUUUGUGCCGGAGUUGUACUUCUACCAAACUGCAGACAUUGUGUAGCUGUAUGUGUUGUUUGAUUAAGUGUUGGCUCAAAACUGUUUUAUGAGGAUUGUAAAUCUUUGUUUUUAAAUGAUAAUUAUUCAAUCAGACAAAUGGUACCUUGCUUAGAGUUCACUCACUGGUAUACCAGAUCAUGAGAUGACAAAAUUGAAAAUCUGUAGUUUGCAUUAUUAAACUGGUUAAACUUGCAGUGAAAUUACUGUGACUGCAUGUGACUUGUGUUCAAAGUCCAAGUGUAGAGAGAAUGUAAAUGGAGCUCAUCGUGAAUGUUAAAUAUUAAAAAGGGCUAACUUAAUGUAAAAUGUCAGUUCACAAACAAAUGAUGUAAUUUGUUCACCAAAAAGUAUGGAUGUAGAUGCGCAAGCAAGAAACAAAGUUGUAUCUGUGAAUACCGGUGGAAACAACUUGCAAAGCAGCAUCAAGAGGAAUGGAGAGUUAACAGAUAUUUGGAGCUCCUUUAUUGUUGCAGGCUGUGAUAAAUCAGUAGAACCUCAGCUCUUAAGUUUGUGUUGGUCCCUGAAUCUCGGCAUCAUUCAUCAAGAGAUCCUGGGACCCAGUGUUGUGACAAAAGUCCUUGAAGAAGGGAUAGAUCCUCACUCUGGGUGCAUUGAGAGCAGACAAGGGGAGCUACAUGUAGUGCCAACUGCUACACAAACUGUCUGGUAUGCUGCACCAUGUGUGAUUAAUGACAGACUUCGAUAAAUACUAAUAGCCAAAACCUGUUGUGGAAGGACCUUUGAAAGGACCAAUGUACAUGUACAGUAAAUGCAGCAUGUGUUUUGUUACCAGUGUUGGAACAUACCAUGGAGGAAUGAUCAUACAAAUUUCAGGACUGUUUGAUGGCCACCACCUUCAAUGAAUCACCCGUAUAAUGUGCUGUGUAGAUCAGUGGUGUCACUCUGUCAGGAAAAUAUUUCUUCACUGUUCCACCUGUUAAACAGAAGAAUAACAGUGAAAAGGAAUUCCUCAUGCCACACUAGCCACACUGUAAAAUCAUACUUCAUUUGUAUUUGUUAUGUAUUGUGUAUUUUCUUCAUUUUGUUUCUGACCCUUACCAUGACUGUUUACCUAAAAUAAUCUAAUCUAAAAAAAAUCUCAAACUACUCUCCACACAACAUGGAUGAAUUUGAACAUCCAUUCUACUGUGAUUUAAUUUUCAUAUGGCAUAGUCCCACUGUACAUCAAAGGGAUACUCCAAAGCACUUCAUCACAGGUUGAUAAGACUGGAUAUUUUUCUUGGAAGGUUGAGAACAUGGCAUUUAAUCCUCCAUCAAUUUAAAAUAUCAAAAUAAACCCACCAGUGUUGAUAUUAGAGCAAAAAUACAUCACUCAUUUCCUGUCACUGGUUUAUUAUCAAACCAGCUCGUCGAAAUGUGCCACUGAAAUAGUAUGCAUGAGUGGAAUAUGCAUGGAAUGGCAGCAAACAAUCCAGUGUUUGAACAGAGAACUCUAACUCCAAGCACCUCCAUAAUGCCAAACCACUCUGGUACAGGAUUACUAGGGUACAAAGGUCGUCCUCCACAGUGCAUCAUGUGUAGUUGGUUUGGGCACAGAGUUUAAAAUGAAUUCCACCUGGACAAACUCCAAAAUGACCUCACCUCUGUUCAUAUCACCCCAGCGUUGUCAGACCCAUCCAAAUUUAAGAUCGGUCAACUAGUCCUCAAAAGGAAUUCAGGAGACAUUCAUUUGACUGAACCCAUUCCCCCCCCCCAAAAAAAAAUUGUCCUUGGGCUAAAGCAAGUGUAUUAAAGUUCUCGUUCCUCACUGUGGAGUAAAGCCUUACAUUCUGAAGUACUGGUCGCAUCAAAUUGUGCCAUUAUUUAUCAUCAGAUUAAUCGUCAACACUUUCAAAGCUAGUGUGUUGUAACUUGGUGGGAGCUAGGCACAGGAUGUAAUUUUAUGCAUCAUGGACAUGCGUCAGAAUGUCAUUUAAGUUAAUAUUUCAAAGAUUCACGGUUCAUCAAAGAUGUAGUUCAUUCCAAUAUGAUAAUUGUCAGAAUUUGGUUCAACUGUCAAUGUGGCAGGCAUUCCCGUUAUACAUUAGUGUGAAGUGUUGCCCUAUGUACAAGAAAAUGUCCGCCUUCUUGGAGCAGAAUUUGAGGUAGACUGGUCAUGGUGUUCAGUUAAACCAACAGGGAAGCUAGCUUUUUUUUUCUCCUGAAGAACUCAUUAUCUAAAUUGUCAAGAGAAACAGAUUCGGAGUGGUGACCUUUUUCUUUGAGGCCAUUGCCCUGCCUACUAGGGAGAUUGAGGGGAGAUUCCAUACCCUCAUUCCUGCAACUUCUCAAACUUCAAAUUCCCAUCACCUGUGCCCAAAUUGACAUCAAUCUCCCCUUGAAUUUUCUGCAGAGAGAUCAAUUUCACAGGUCUCAGGGGCUGUAGCUCUGGCGAGGAAUUCUUUAAAGGGCUGUGCAGAUGCUCUCCCAUCAUGCUGUGCAAAUGUGAAUUUCUCUGGCCCAUCAUAUUUCUGCGCUUGGGCCCCUUUUCAGGAGUGUCACGAUUUCGCAAGGCCCCUUUAAGUUCUGCCUGAAAUCUUAUGAAUUUUUUGGGGUUGCUGACAGCUCUUUCAGCUCAUGUCAUGAACAAGCCUGCGUUUGUUGAUGUUAACUAUUGGCUUUUUUUAAAGACUUUUUUUAUGGGACAACUAACGAACAUUGUGCUCAAGACUCCUUUGAGAAAAUAAUACUUGUGCCUAGAACCCAGGAAAAACCUGUGGAAAAAUUGAAGAAUGAGGAAUUUGGGCUUGAAAUAUUUUCCGCAAGUCACUGUUGGAAAGUUCCGAAUCCACAUGAGCAACUACGUGUAAUAGCAUUUUGAGAAUGUAACCAAAUAGGUGAUUAAUUAAAGCAUGAAGUAGUUAUGGAAGAUUUCACAUUUAUAUCCAAAGUAACUUUGUUUUUGAAUUUCUCCAUGUUGCACGUAUGUUACUACCCACCUUGAAGUUGAACGCGCCGUUUCAAAGCCUGAAGUGGCUCUGGUACUGAAUGUGUACACUGGCAUUGGGCAUUGUAGGUGUUGUGAAAUAGGGCAUUUUUACAUAAAAGCAAGUGACUGUUUCAUAAAUGCCUGGCAGUGUUCACUUUGAAUGAUCUGUUGUAAACAUGGCAUAAAAAGCUCUAAACAUAGCAUCAACCGUGCUUCUACAGUACACAUGCAUGUUUUUAAGUCCUUACAAUUGAGACAAUACGAAAUUUGUCCAAGAGCUUGCUGUGCUCUCUCAGAAGUAAACUAACAGCAUGGUGCUUAGAAAACCAGACAGGUUCAUUAUUUAUCCUUGCAACCACCAGAUUAUCCCAGACUUUUUUGCAGCCCAAAAUGGACUGAUUCUGUCCCAUUCGGUGGCUUGUGAUUUUACCUGUUACUGCUAUUUUUCAAACAGUAAGAGUAGGGUUUGGUUUCAUUUUGAAAACAAUUAUGAUUUGUGUUUGGUAAUUUUCAUUCAUUGCACUUCAUUGUUUAUCAACCCUAUUUUGUAUAUGAUGUUUUGUACUGAACAGUACCUCAACCUAGCUAAGCUGUGCUUUCAUUUGUCAUUAGAUUUACCAUUCAUGCAUGAUGCACCACUGCAGGAUAUCCAAUCCAAAGGAUAUCGCUGUAUGUCAGCUACUAGUAUGCACAAAGGUUUCAUUUAUACUGAUGUUAGUGUAGCACUGGAAUAAUGAUUGUCACAUCUAUCAUGCCUGUGCUUUGUACAAAAUGUGUUUUUGUCACUGAAGUAAAAGUAAUAGAUUUAUUGAGGUGGAUCAGUAACUAAAAAAAAGUCUUAUAUUAAAUGUGCAUGUUGGGAAUCGGUACCAGGCUCACAUUACUACUACUAGGCUUGAAGGCAUGUCUCUGGAGAAAAAAUUCUGAAUUCAGAAAACAUUUUGUUGUAAAAACAUCUUCACCUGAAUUUGCAUUACUGUGUAAUAUUAUGCGAAUACCCUCAAUAAGAUCUAUUUUUAGAUUAGUCAUGUUUUCCAGACCAUCCGUGACCUGAACAACAAUACUUCCAGCCAGGUGUGACCAGAAACUUGUCGCACCUUUUUUUCAGAGACAGGUUUGCCAGUAAAUUUUGGAAAUCGUUUCUCUCUGCUGAGCCCCUGGAUUCAUUGUGAGGCAGUACCAUACAUACGUGUAGUUUGUCUCUCAAGAAUCCAACCCCAGGCAAGGGGUAUGGUGUUUACCCUGGUGUAAUGUGUUGUUUGAGAUGGACUUCACAUUUCCAGUCUGUUUUCAUUUGUAAAUUAUGGACUCAUCCUAAUGGUUGCAGAGUUUGAAAAUUCCAGAUCAGUUGCAAUGCCUGAAAGGUAGUUUUUUUAAUGUGAGUGUUUUAUACCCACGUUUUUCAUCUUUGUAAUUUAAAGACUAAUCCAAAUCCAAAGCAAUUCAUAGGUUCUUCAAAGCUGAGGGUAUUUCGGAAUUCUAUACAGCUCUUAUUAAUACUGCACUAGUGAUCACCAAGGGUAAAUUUUUUAUGUGUUUGUGUCUUCAUGUCCCACAACGGCACAGUCAAAUGGCAAAGGGGCAUUAAGGUCUGUUGCUGUGCAUAAGUAAUGAACCCAAAAGCUAUCAAAGUGUAACAAAUGCAUAGCUCCGAGGUUCAUGUGAGGGGAAAUUGCGUCCAUGGCCUACAUAGGUCACAAUCAAUUUUUAGAAUAGAAUUGAUGCUAAGAGAAGAAUAUUUCACUUCAGUUGUGUUAAAUGCCAAUUUUAUGGUGCAUCGUGAAUUUGAGCCACAAAAAUACACAUUUUUUUUCAUUUUUGAAAUGUAAAAAGAAAUUGAUAUCCCCAAAUAACCAUACCAAAACAGUCUGUAUUAAAGUGAAGUUUUUCCCUGGUUUUAUUUGUAGAAACGGAUGUUUGAAUUUGGAAAUGUUUUACAUGUGUGUCCUUUGUUCUGCUGUACCAGCUCGGUUAAAGCUGCUUUGCCAAUGAUUAAGUAUUGUACAUUGCUGUAAAAAAUAUUGCAUCUGUGUAUUUAAUCAGAACAGUAUUUUACAAUAAAAGAACAUGCUGUUGACAAAUGUUCAUUUGCUGCCCUCCCAGAGCCUUGACUUUUUACCUUCUUUGACCACUGGUAGUGUUUAUCUGUAGUUUAUAAAUGCAGUGAAUCAAGUAAAAUCAAAACAAGAUUAGUGGAGCCACUGUACAUGUGCACACAAAAAUGUGCACAAGUAAAAUGAAGGCCCUGCUUCUGGCAUGCUAAUGCAAGUCAAUACUUGUAGGUUAUUGGUCCACAUCAAAUUGCUGUGAAGUCUGCCAUGUCUUACAUGUACAUUUACAUGAAGUUUCUCCCUGUUUGUCCACACUUUGACAAGAACACAGUUAUUGCUCUGAACUGUCCUUUGUGAACAGACGUCCUGUUUAACUUCAUGUCAGUUUAACCCAAGCAUUCAACAGUAAACAGGAACUUACACCCAGUGUUAAUCUGUCAAUAUCUUGAUCAUCAAUAGCAUGCCACAAUUUUAUACAAGAUAUUUAUACUGAAGAGAGAAAAGCUUUAAGUUUGAAAGCCUUCUGCCACUGCCAGGUCUUGGGUUUUUCUUAAUUGUACAAUAAGCUUCCACAAAACAUUUCAUGUACGGUGUAUAUGUUCUUGCUGGACGCUGUAUGAAGCUUUUAACCCUUAUGUUAAGACAUUUUUGUGCCUCCUGAGACCUUUGUGGUUAAACAAAUGUCUGAAAAAUGCAGAUAAUGGUGCACAUAAGAACAAUUUUCCUCACAGUAUCUUGCAUCAGUGUCGUGUUCACGUUUGUUAUUGUACCAUUGAUUUAAGAAUGAGCCCUUCCCUAAACAUGCCACAGACACUCCUGAAAUAUUGCGACAAAACCAAGGAAGUGGGACUACCAGCAAAGGUUACUGAGAAAUCCCUCAAGUUUGCCAGUAUCCCAUGCACUCAUUCAUUGCAAACUCCCACCACUUCAAAUUAGCUGGAAGCCUUUGUCGGGUGGCCAGCUACUGUAAGGAAGCCCAUUGCUUGCCAGAACAAGGCUGCCCCCCUCAAAAAUUGCGCUAUUCACAAUUUAUCACAGGUCGGUCGGGGGCAUUGUCAGGUUUUGUUUAUCCAAGCGGAGUUUGCAGAAUGAUUCACAUGCUUUCUGGCAGGCGGGCGUCUUUUUGGCCAAGGCCUGUGCAGCCCAAAGGUCGUAACCUGUAAAAUUGGUAAUUUGUCAUGGCAUGUCUCAAAAUGCUGUCUGGAUAUUGCAAGGAAGAUAAAGAGUGGAGAGCAGAGGCCCAGCAGGACUGAACAUUUGCCACAUAGUGGGCGGAUUGUUUGCACAAUUAUAUUAAUGUAUGGCUCACUCUCAAAGAAUAUCUCACAGCUUAUGGGGCAUUGUCCAUAUACAAUGGAAGAAAAUGUUUAUUCCACCUGGUGGAUCAGGUGGGGAAAAAAAUGUGCGAACUGUACGCACUUUAUCACAAGACUUUUCGUUAUGAAAACAAAGAAAUUCAUUGAAUUUCUGCCAUGGAUAUAAAUUUCAGUGAGUGGAUGAUUUUGCUGCUGCACACACACACGAAUUGAAACUUUGUAUAAAGCCAGGUAACUAACACAAACAAUCCAUAUUUGAUACAGACUGUCCCACAUCUUUGGCGUUUAAAACCAUUGUCAUUUAGUGUCGUAGACUGGCAGAUGUUUUUUAAACGAAUACUCAAAGGGUCGUAAUUUGAACAAUUUGUAACCGUGUUGUAGCAUGGCCAUGGCUGCAGUUGAGACACUGCAUUUGUCACCAGUGGUUUCCCUAGGAAGUGGGGUGAACAAUGACAAAGGAAUGCCUUUGUCGUGCAUUCCCAUGAGCACAGUGAGACUGAAUGGUGUGUGAAGGACUUGUGAAGCUUUCCUGUUCGUAGUCUUUUGAUCAAAGUAAUAGGUAUCCAGGACUGACCACAAGGUUCUUAUCUUUAGAAUGUAAUUCAGAAAGAAAUCAUUCACAUCUCAUGAUUGAAGUACUUUGUGUUGUACUACAUGUACACGUACGAAAAUGGGCAAGUGUACCUGGUAUAUCGGUACUAAUAAUUUUCAAACUCACAUCUGUGGGUCAGGAAAAAAAUCUAACGUGGCCUUACUUAGAUUUGUUAAAUUUUAACCCUGGAGUUACAGUAUGCUAUCUCAUGCAAUUACAUGUACAACUUUAUAAGCAGAUCAAGUACAUGGAUUCUGUACUAAACUGUAACAUCACUUAUAGAUGCUUGAGUGUAAAGAAAUGUCCAUGCAAAUGUAUUUCAUAUGUUGUGAACUUGUACAUAAUGUAUAUGUUUGUGUCAUUGUGCCAGCACUGCUCAAAUGUAAAAUACUGUACUUGGAGAAAUCAUUCUUGUAACCUUUCUUUAGGUUUGUGUAAAUCACCUGUAUAUGUAUAUUUCUAACAGUGCACUCACAUAGAUAAUAAGUAUAAUAGCUUGCUUAAAUUGUGUCUGAGAAGAACAGUAGGAAAAAAUUGGGUGUAAAAAAAUAACAAUUUCAGGUGAUGCAGUAUUGUAAGGAGGUUGGGAGUACUGUACGUAGAUUCUUGAACGACCAAUACUUGGAUAGGUCAAGUACAUGUACCUACAAAACAAAAAUUCAAUGUAAUGUAAAGCACUGAUUGUGUGACUAGAAGUGAUUGUGUAAACACAACAGGUGUUAUCUUGUGUUUCUCAUUAUGUGUUGGGAGUGAGGGAAAGCACAUAAAUGACCCACAUGUAUCCCUCAUUUGUCCAGUAUUACUGCAGGUGAAGGUUGAAAAAUCUUUAGUAACAGUGAUACAGUGAACAUAUGAUGAUGCCCUUAACUUAACCAACGUUAAGUUUUGUUUUUGGAUGAUUCAGUGACAUGCCCUGUUCUCCACAAAACAUGAAUGCUGUCAUGCCUGUUUGUCACAGAUGUAUCUGUUCAUAUUUUAGACUUAAUCUGUUGGUUCUCAUUUUUGCUAAGCUUUUACCAAAAUGAUAUUCACCAAAUUCUGUGCACAUUUCCUGGGUGAAACUUCAACGUGAUUGUUACCACUGUUGAUUUUUUUCAAAUCAUCUGUGCUGAUGGGAUUUGGUGCACGUACAUACGAGCACAAGGGAAAUUACUGUUCUAAACUACCCUAAACAGUUUGUGAAAGGAGUAAUAUUACUUAUGCACCAUGCAGCACAGUUGUUGAACCAAAUUCCUUGGAGUUUAAAACAGGUUACUAUAAACUGUUGCUUUGAAAUCAUGCUUAUUUAUAAUUUUCUUAAGGUUUUGAUAUAAUGUAACAUUUAUGUUAUAAUAUAUUUACCAGAGAUGUUUUGUUGGCCAUACUUUCCAAGAUGUUCCUGUUCAUUUUAAUUUAUUUGUGAAGCCACCUUUUUGAUCACUUGAAGCAUUGCAUGUGAUUUUGGGGGAACUUGUUGAUUCUCAUGUAAAUUGCAAAUUGUGCUUCAUAAUUCUCAAUGGUGUAUCAGAGGUGUUCCAAAUUAACAAAGUAUACAAUGUACUUGUAAUUAAUUAGAGGCCAGUCACAAAAGUGGUAAUUAAAAGUGUAUUGUUACGGUAUGUAAACUGGCCUGUACAGUGUAGUGAGAUAUGCUGCCAAAAUGUGAUGAAUAAAAGCUGUUGUAAUGGCUCCUUUUUUCCAAAUAA
This is a messenger RNA of Acanthaster planci (crown-of-thorns starfish), 10884 nucleotides long. RefSeq names its product frizzled-2-like. Gene Ontology annotation, cellular component: plasma membrane. Lineage: Eukaryota; Metazoa; Echinodermata; Asteroidea; Valvatida; Acanthasteridae. Gene Ontology annotation, molecular function: Wnt receptor activity; Wnt-protein binding. Gene Ontology annotation, biological process: canonical Wnt signaling pathway; non-canonical Wnt signaling pathway. The record is from RefSeq and is a predicted model, not a curated record.